UGAUAAAUAUAGUUAUCGAAGUGAUAGGAUGUACUUAGUUGGGCAUAGUAUUGGAGCGUUCUUAUCUGCACAACUUGUAUUCAUUCCUGAAUAUCUCAUUAACGCAGCAAGUUCUUAUUUGAAAAAUACUGAAAGAAUUGAAGAAUUGUUUAAUUCAAUUCGUGGAGUUGUCGGUAUUGAAGGAGUUUAUGAUAUACCAUCGUUAGUAGAAAGUUGGCCUGAUUAUAAAAGUAAAAAAUAUAUUGAACCAGCGUAUGGUACAGAUCCAGAAGUUUACAAAUCAGCGUCUCCAGAAUAUCAUUCUAUCAAAGAUGCAAUUACUAUACCCUCUUUUUUGAUUAUUCAUUCUUUUGAAGAUGAAGAUGUUGAUAUUGGCCAGGCUUACAAUUUUUAUGAAUAUGUUAAACAAGGUUGUGAAAGUUGUGUGGAAAUUGAAACUGGAAUAAAGGGAACUCACAAUAGCAUUUUGAAAGAAAAGGAACUUGAGCUGAGAGUUGAGGAAUUUAUUUUGUUACAAGAAGCAAAAUUAACCUAUUCAACAUAA
Molecule: messenger RNA, 544 nt
Organism: Dentiscutata heterogama
Lineage: Eukaryota; Fungi; Glomeromycota; Glomeromycetes; Diversisporales; Gigasporaceae
Source: the annotation of a GenBank genome assembly